Didymodactylos carnosus is the source of this 213-nucleotide messenger RNA. Lineage: Eukaryota; Metazoa; Rotifera; Eurotatoria; Philodinida; Philodinidae. The record is from the annotation of a GenBank genome assembly.
AUGGAUUUCCUAAAUGCUGAUAUUAGAAAUGUUAGCGCAUAUCCGGGUGAAGAAGAAAUAUUAUUUAUGAUUGGUUGCUUAUUUCGUAUUGAUUCUAUUGUAAGGGAUGAAAGUGAAAAACUAUGGAAAGUAAAAUUAACAUUAGCUGAUAAUACAGAUAAUGAUAUAGAACAAUAUUCAAAACAUUUCGAUAAAGAAACCAUUGAUAAAAAU